Drosophila mojavensis is the source of this 7151-nucleotide messenger RNA. RefSeq names its product octopamine receptor beta-3R. Bases 1501 to 5358 code for a protein of 1285 amino acids. Gene Ontology annotation, cellular component: membrane. The transcript has 7 exons. Gene Ontology annotation, biological process: adenylate cyclase-activating adrenergic receptor signaling pathway. The record is from RefSeq and is a predicted model, not a curated record. Gene Ontology annotation, molecular function: octopamine receptor activity. NCBI's taxonomy places the organism in Eukaryota, Metazoa, Arthropoda, Insecta, Diptera, Drosophilidae.
UGUUCAGUAUUCGAAGCAGGCACCAGCGACAGCGCAGCAGCGGCCCAUGCGACGGCCCGUUGGUUAAAUAAAAACAAUAACAUCGUCAGCAUCAUCAACAUUAUCAUCAGCAACAGCAGCGCAGUGGCAGCGCAGCAGCAGCGCAGCAGCAGCAGCAACAAUAAUUGAAACCUGUGACCACUUGUCACACACGUUGCUACAAAAAGGGAACUAAAGUGGCACUGACAGUUGCCGGUACCGUUAUCGUUGUUGCUGUUGCCGUUGCCAUUGCCGUUGCCGUUGUUGCUGUUGUCGAUGCGAGUGUCGCCAGCGUCUAGCUCAAGUGCCACUUGAGCUUCAGGCGACAGGACAUCGGCCAUAUAUUAAGCGCCAACAUGUGCGUGCGUGUUUCGAUUUUGGCCCGCAAAGCCCACUAAACAACAAAAGCCCGAUACAGAAGAAGUCUGUCGUGAAUUGUGUACAAGUAUUUGUGUCUCUAUCCGUGUAUGCGUGAGUGUGUGUGUGUGUGUGUGUGUGCGUGUGUUUAUAUUGCUUUGCUUGCCAAAACGUGCCGCAUGUUGCGGACAGUCGUGUGAAUCAAAUAGAAAUAUCGUUCGAACAAAUCGAUUUCGCGUUUUUUGUUUGAGCACAGCAAUAAAAAUAACACAAACUUCGUUCUAAUGACAAAUUAAAUAUAGACCAAACAACAACAAAGAGAGCGAGAGAGAGAAUAACAAAAAUCGUUAAAGACCAAAUGGUGAGGCGCAUGUAAGAAGUUUCUGCCCGAUAGCAGCAACAACAACAACAACAACAAAAAUAAUAACAACAAUCACAACAACAACAACAACAACAACAAUAAUAACAACAACAACAAUCAGAACAACAACAGUAAUCAAGAGCGAUAAAAGCAACAGUCAAAGAAAAAGUUUCAUUGCUCGUGUUGCAAACGCCGCAAGCAACAGCCCCGCCCACAGCGCCGAAGCCAUCGACGCCUCCCGCCCCCGCCGCCAGACCAAAAGGCAGCAUAGCCAAACGCAAAUCAACAACGACAAUGACGGCGUCAAGACCUUCAGGCUCAUCCAGAUCCCUCGCCACCUCCAGCACCCGAAGCGGACAGCCGACACGCGUUCAGCAAACGCCUGGACGCUGGCUGAUGAGCGCUUGAAAGCGCGGCCAAGUUUUCUGUUAAGCUGCGAGCAACUCAAACAAAGGCCAUAACCUGAACCUGAGAAGUGAAGGCGGCGCAGGAGCAGAAGCAGGAGCAGCAAUACGAGCAGGAGCAGCAGCAGCUGGCAGGCUAUGGCAUCGCGUCCUCUCAGCGCGCUGGGCAAACACUCGACGUCGACGGCGAGGACAUCGCCCCAGUUGAUGGGGCGGCGGAUGAUUAUGAGCUUUGACCCGUUGCUUGUUUGCGUUGCAAAUUGCAAUUAUGUGAGCGAACGAAAAAUGAUUAUCUACUCUUCAGCGAGCAGGACAGCAACUGCACAGACAGUUUAAUCAACGCAACAGUGAGUCGAAAUAAUGUCAAUGCCUAAGGCAGGGCACGGCCCAAGCAGAGAGCUUACAGCGGCGGCAUUGCCCACUUCAGCUAUGCGACGGCCUAGCACAUCGAUGGCUAUGCUAGCAGCUGGUGGUGCAGCCGCCACAACAACAACAACAACGGCAGCAGCAGCAGCUGCAGCAACAGCCAUAGCCAAUGGUCGUGGCGGCAACUUUCUGUUAACUGCAGCAGCAGCAGCUGCAGCCACCACAACAACAACAACGACGACGACAAUGGGAACAUCAACAACUACUUUGCAAGCAACAACACGAUUUGUGGACGCCUCGUUGACUUCGCUGUCAUUAACGGCAUCAUCGACUUCAUCGCCGAGCGGUGCAUCUUCCGCGCUGCCAUCCUCUCCGGCCACCGCCCUGGAGCUCCUCUCCACGGUCGCCAGCAAUCUGACAGCGAACACGAGUACCAGCCUCGGCAGCGUGGAGCUGGAGGGGGACAGCUGGGUGGACGUAUCGCUGUUGCUGCUCAAGGGCUUCAUCUUUUCGUCAAUUAUCCUGGCCGCAGUGCUGGGCAAUGCGCUGGUCAUCAUUUCGGUGCAGCGCAACAGGAAACUGCGCGUUAUAACAAAUUACUUCGUUGUCUCGCUGGCAAUGGCCGACAUGUUGGUCGCCCUCUGUGCGAUGACGUUCAACGCAUCCGUGGAGCUGUCUGGCGGCAAGUGGAUGUUCGGGCCGUUCAUGUGCAACGUAUACAACAGUCUGGAUGUAUAUUUCUCCACAGCGAGCAUACUGCAUCUGUGCUGCAUAUCCGUGGACAGAUACUAUGCGAUAGUGCGUCCCUUGGAGUAUCCGCUGAAUAUGACACAUCGAACUGUUUGCUUUAUGCUGGCCAACGUCUGGAUACUGCCCGCCCUCAUCUCGUUCACGCCCAUUUUCCUGGGCUGGUACACGACGGCGGAGCAUCUGCGCGAGGUCUCGCUGCAUCCGGAUCAAUGUUCGUUUGUGGUCAACAAGGCCUACGCUCUCAUCUCCAGUUCAGUGAGCUUCUGGAUACCGGGCAUCGUCAUGCUGGUUAUGUACUGGCGCAUCUUUAAGGAGGCUGUGCGUCAGCGCAAGGCUUUAAGCCGCACCAGCUCCAACAUUCUGCUGAACAGCGUCCACAUGGGCCAGACCCAGCAGCCCACCAGCCUGAGCUACUUGCAUCCCAGCGACUGUGACAUCAGCGCCAAGGCGGCUCGAGAGGAGACCAACAGUGCGCUCAGCAAUCUCGAGGACAUGCUGCAGACAGCCACUGAUGAGGACGACGAUAAGGACGAGUGCGAUGAACUGCGUGUGCCAUCGCCGCCACCACGCCGUCUCAGCCGCAGCAGCAUCGAUCUGCGUGACCUCGAGCAGGAGCGCUACGAGAAGGUCACGCACACGGACAGCGCGCCGUCGAUGAUGGCUCUGCAGCAGCAGCUGCUGCCAGGCGCCAGCCAGCUGCAGGCGCCGGUGCCAGUGCUCGAUCCGCAGAUAUGGGGAGAGACGCUGGCAAAGAAGCCGGUGCCGCAGCCAGCCGUGACGGCAGCUGUGGCCGCCGAGGCAGCGGCGGUGCAGCAGCAGCAGAGCCUGACCAGCGGCAGCGGCAACAGCGAGCCAGAGCCGGAGUCCAUGGCCUAUCGCAUGUUCGGGCUGAACAGCGAUGAGAGCGAGACGACGGACCACUAUGACACGCACCUGCCCCUGGCCGAGGACAACAAGGAGCUGAAGCGACUCAUCGAGGACAACUACUUGUACUUCAAGCGGCAGACGAACGCGGCGGGCGGCAAAUAUGCCGCGCUGAGCGAGUCGGACUUCAUACGCCUCAAGUCCGGAGCCGCAGCCAGCGGGCAGAAGGCGUUGGCUGCCAGCGACUCGGAGUUCAUGCGCAGCAUCGGCGAGGCGAAGGCGCCCGAUCUCCCCAGCAAGGACAGGGGCUUCAAUCUGAUGUCGCUGCUGGCCAAGACGAAGCGCUCCAGCGCCGAGUGCUUCGCCAUCGAAAAGAAGCGCCAGCAGGCCAACUCCGAGGGCUCCGGCUUCUUUCGGCGAUCGCGCAAUCGCAAGCUCUCGCACAGCUACAAUGGCGGCGCCGGCGGCAGCGGCGGCGCCAAGGAACGCAAACUUGAGCAGCGGGCGCGGCAGCACAGCGACACCGACUCGACGCCCAACAAGCCGGACAUCCUGCUGGACAUAAACGUGCUCAGCGAGCAGAACGCGGCGGCAACUGCGCCGGAUGGCCAUGGCCUGCAGCUGAUUGACUUUGGCAACGAUGCAAUCGUGGGCAACAUCAAUGGCAUCAGUGGAAUCAGCGGCGAUGAGCUAGCCCAGCUGGCCGAUUGCUUCGCCGAGUCACCCAAGCAGCCGGCCACGCCGCCACCGUCGCUGUCGCCGCCCGAGCUGCCCGAGCAGAGCGGCAUGCUGAUCGCGAGCAGCUCGGAGCUGGCCGAGAUCUUUCGCUCGCUGAGCUUUCCCAUGGGCGAGCAGUGCAGGUCCAGGCGUCAGGCGGCGCCGCAGCGCAUGAGCACGCUGAGCGAUCAGGUGUGCUCCAACUAUAUGAUGUCCCCACCGAAUACGCCGGCAGCAGUGAGUGCAGCAGCUGCCAAUGCUCCCCCAUCGGCGUCCAUCAACGUGUACUUCCUGUCGCCGCCGCCGCACGCCGCCAAUGGCUAUACGCCAAGUGACACAUCCACCAUAUCACUGGACGUAGUCACCAAUCUGGCGGUGCCGCAGCCGCAGCUGCAGCCGCAUCCGCAUCCGCAGCCAUCCAACAUAUCACCCAAGCCCGAAAUCAUACUCGACUCGACGCUGUCGCCAGUGGACGGCAGCGAUGGCCAUGUCCUGGGCGAGCACAAGGACAUCACAUCGCCGCUGCUGAAGCGCAAAGAUAGCAACGCCGAGGCGGAUGUUGGCGCUUCCGGCGGACGACAACGCUGCAGCAUGCUCACCGGCUACGAGGGCAUUCAGACAAUGCGGAAGCGGCAGGCGUCCGUGGUCACUUACGAUGUCAACGUUAUCAACUUCACCCAGGAGCAUGGCGACAGUCGCAGCUACAUACCCAUGGGACGUGUCUCCACCAGCUCGGCAAAGCGCGAAUUUUCGAAUAAAUCUUCGCUAAUACGACGCGGCGGCAUCUGCAUCUUUGUGGAUGAAGACGAGGCCGAUAAUAUUGAGCAAAAGCCGCGCGGCAUUACCUUUGCCCCGGCCGCCAGCCCGCUGCCAAAGUGUCCGCUCUGUGGUGCCGACAUCACCGUCGAUGCCAACACCACCGACACCGCUACCGCUAAUGCUACCGCCACCACCACCACAGCCACCACCACUACCACCACCACCAAUACCACCAACGACACCAACACCUCAAUCAGAGCAAGUAGUAAACGUAGUUGUCACGAUCCGGCCUCAGCUACGGCUACGGCUUCGGCUUCGGCUCCGGACACGCCCACGCGAUCACGCUUCUGGCACAAUCGAAUGGCGGCGCUCGCAGCGUGUUGGCACCAGAGCAAGAACCGGAAGCAGCGCUUCAAAACCGGAUGUAGUCACUGUGGUGCAGCCGGUGAGUUGUUUUGUCAUCUCCGCAACACAUACUGCUCAUUCGUACUCCCAACCGAACCACGCUCCCAUCCGCUUUCUUUCUCUCUCUCUCUCUCUCUCACUCUCGCUCUUUCUAACUCUGUUGCUCUGACAUGCUUAAUCGCCAUGCAUUUCCUCAGCCAACACCCAUUAUCUAUGUGUAUAUGUGUCAUUCAUUCAACUCCUCCCCACAAACCAAGAGUCGCACAGCCACCACAAAUCGGCCACACUUGUAAAUACAGAUCACUCUUACUCUAUAAAAUGUUGUACAAUCCCAAUCGUUAUGGUCGUUAUGAAUAGGUUUCUUUCUGUAAUUUAUUAUAUUAUAAUAUUAAAAGAAAAUGUCUUAGGAAUAGGAGCAAGCAAAUGUAUAAAAGAUUUCUACAGAUCUAACCUUAGCUUUAAGCAAAAUCCAAACUUAACUAAAACUUUCCCAUGGGCUGAUGGGAAUCCGAUAAAUGGUUUUAGGAAUCUGCAUACAAUUAUAUAAGUCAAUAGCGCAAACUCUAAAUGCAUAUCAUCUUAAUGAAAUACCUAAUUAUUUUGGCUGUUGAAAAAUAAAUCAUUGUUGAGCAUUCCAUUUUCUAUUACAGCUCAUAAUUUUGAGUAUUGAGAAAAAAUUAAUGUUGAGCACUUAAUUUUCUAUUAUUAAAACAAUAUAAUUCAUAAUCAUAGACAACGUUUAACUGUGUAGAAUAAAAAAGAAAUAUUGUUAAAAAAAAUUUUUUUAAACAUAUAAGAACGUCUAGUCGUGCUUUCGAAUUUACCACGACAUGUUAAACAGCUCAAUAGACGUACUUAGCACUGUAAGUCCGUGCAAAGAACUUGCUGAUCUUAGAUCUCUAGAGCUAUACGAGAUAAAGACUACUUAAGUACGAAAAACAUGUAUUUAAUAUUUAAAUCGAAUGAUAAAGCAAAUACAUUUCCCAUCUGCCACGCGACAGCCUACUUAUAUCAGCUUACAUUGUAUAUAGAUGUACUUCAUAAAUAUCCAAAUACAUUAUAUAUCAUCCAAAUAUCAAGUCCCUGGCAUGAGUUCAUGAGGAUAGCUGGUCAAGAACUCAUUGUACAGAUCUUACAUAGUCUUUGCACCUUGUAUAUAAUUCUAAAAUAUUGUCAUAGAUAUCUAAGAGCAGUGCUCUGUAUAUAAGUAACAAAAUAACUUAUAUUUUAUAGUUUUACGAAAUAUAAGUAUCAACAGCUAUAAUGGAAAGAAGUACCUAUACAUUUAACACUAACUGGCGAAUGCCGCCUUUUUAUAUUGUUUGCUUGAGGUCCUUUUCGGUGCUGCUUGAUGCUGUACAUAAUUGCCACCGUUAUGCACGUGCAUUUUCUUUUGCUUUCCCAGCCAACGUUUGCCUAUUUCUUUACAUUAUCAUUUCGGGCGAUGAGGUCGUCAACUUGUUUGCCAUUUCCUGUUGCUUACCGUUUGUCUGUUUGUCCGUCGGAUUUUGUUUCAUUUUGUUUAUGUACUUUCACUUUUCAAUGCUGUUUUUGUUUAUGUUUGGUACGUGUGCGAAUCUAUGUGUUGGUGGGUGUGUGUGUGUGUGUGUGUGGGUAUGUGUGGUUGUGUGUGUGUGAGUGUUGGUGUUUGUUUGUGUGGGUGCUUGUAUCUAUUCAAGCACUGUAGGAUUUCAAUUGUUUGCUUCGCUUUUAUUACUUCUUCUACACACACACACACACACACACACACAUAAAAACUCGAUUACUCUCGUCUGGUUAAAUGGCGCCGAACCAAAGUUGCCUGGCAUCAGUUGGGGUUAAAACUCAGUGCUGGAUUGUGUUUAUCAUCGAUACAACAACAACAAUAACAACAACAACAACUGCGACAAGCAACUACAGCAGCAAUAUUAAUGUAAAAGUUAAACAUGAACCGUCACACAUGGCACAACACGCCUUGGCAUAUGAGGCAUUCAAAGUAUUUACACACACACAUACACCCACACACACACAGCUAGUGAAACAACACUGAACAGAACCUAUGCAGCUGCAGCAACGGUUCUAAUUCUGUGCUAAAGUUCAAAUUUAGCUUAUCAGCUUUGUAACUCUCAUCGAAAUCUCAUCAUCUCAUCUCAUCUCUCUUUAUCUGACCC